Messenger RNA from Setaria italica (foxtail millet), 4508 nucleotides. RefSeq names its product ABC transporter G family member 35. Gene Ontology annotation, molecular function: ATP hydrolysis activity; ABC-type transporter activity; ATP binding. The transcript has 21 exons. Bases 1 to 4377 code for a protein of 1458 amino acids. The record is from RefSeq and is a predicted model, not a curated record. Gene Ontology annotation, cellular component: membrane. NCBI's taxonomy places the organism in Eukaryota, Viridiplantae, Streptophyta, Magnoliopsida, Poales, Poaceae.
AUGGACGCGGCGGCGGAGAUCCAGAAGGUGGCGAGCAUGCGCCUGGACGGCGGCUUGCGGUCCGGGUCGUCCUCGGCGUGGUGGCGCGCGCCCGACGUGUUCUCGCGCUCCUCGUCGCGGAGGGAGGACGGGGACGACGAGGAGGAGGCGCUGCGAUGGGCCGCGCUCGAGAGGCUGCCCACCUGCGACCGCGUCCGCCGCGCCAUCCUCCCGCUCGGCGAGGGCGGGGAGACGGGCGCGCACGCGCAGCAGGUGGUGGACGUGCUCGGCCUCGGCCCGCGCGAGCGCCGGGCGCUUCUGGAGCGCCUCGUGCGCGUCGCCGACGAGGACAACGAGCGAUUCCUGCUCAAGCUCAAGGAGCGCGUCGAGCGGGUCGGGAUCGACAUGCCCACCAUCGAGGUGCGGUUCGAACACCUCAAGGCGGAGGCGGAUGUGCGCGUCGGCACCAGCGGCCUCCCUACCGUCCUCAACUCCAUCACCAACACGCUCGAGGAGGUCGCCAGCGCGCUGCGCGUGCACCGCAGCAGGAAGCAGGCGAUGCCUAUCCUCCACGACGUCAGCGGCAUCGUCAAGCCCCGCAGGAUGACUCUGCUGCUAGGCCCGCCCGGGUCAGGCAAAACCACCUUGCUGCUCGCCUUGGCCGGGAGGCUCGAUAAAGAUCUCAAGGUUUCAGGCAAAGUGACAUACAAUGGGCAUGGGAUGGACGAGUUUGUGCCGGAGAGGACAGCUGCGUAUAUCAGCCAGCAUGACCUUCACAUUGGGGAGAUGACUGUCAGGGAGACGCUUGAAUUCUCUGCACGCUGUCAAGGUGUUGGCAGUCGCUUUGAUAUGCUGACGGAACUUUCAAGGCGUGAGAAGGUGGGAAACAUCAAGCCCGAUGCCGAUAUUGACGCAUUCAUGAAGGCUUGUGCAAUGCGGGGACAAGAGGCUAAUGUGAUCUCUGACUAUAUACUGAAGAUAUUAGGUUUAGACAUAUGUGCAGACACGAUGGUGGGGGAUGAGAUGUUGAGGGGCAUCUCCGGUGGACAACGGAAGCGUGUCACAACAGGUGAGAUGCUUGUUGGUCCAGCCAAUGCGCUGUUCAUGGAUGAAAUUUCGACUGGGCUUGACAGCUCGACUACAUUCCAGAUCAUAAAGUCACUUAGACAGGCUAUCCACAUCCUCGGUGGCACGGCUCUCAUCUCCUUGCUGCAGCCUGCGCCCGAGACAUAUGACCUUUUUGACGACAUCAUACUGCUCUCGGACGGGCAGAUUGUGUAUCAGGGGCCUCGAGAAGGCGUGCUCGAAUUCUUCUGGUCUCUUGGGUUCAAGUGUCCUGAGAGGAAGGGUGUGGCUGACUUUCUGCAAGAAGUGACUUCCCGGAAAGAUCAGAAGCAGUACUGGGGGCGGCACAACAAACCAUACCAAUACGUGUCGGUUAAGGAAUUUGCAUGUGCGUUCCAGUCUUUCCAUGCUGGGAGAGCUAUAGCAAACGAGCUAGCUGUUCCUUUCGACAAGAGCAAGAACCACCCCGCUGCUUUGACCACCUCGAGGUAUGGUGUCAGUGCCAGAGAGCUGUUGAAAGCAAACAUCGACCGGGAAAUCUUGCUUAUGAAGAGGAAUUCCUUCGUCUACAUCUUCAGAACUUUGCAGUUGAUGAUGGUGUCCACAAUGGCAAUGACUCUCUUCUUCCGUACGAAGAUGCACCGUGACUCAGUGACUGAUGGGCGUAUCUACUUGGGUGCACUCUUCUUUGCAGUGAUCAUGAUCAUGUUCAAUGGAUUAUCCGAGCUUGCACUCACCAUCAUUAAGCUGCCAGUGUUCUUCAAGCAGAGAGAUCUCCUCUUCUUUCCAGCAUGGGCCUACACCAUACCCACAUGGAUCCUCAAGAUCCCAAUCUCUUUUCUUGAGGUUGGUGGGUUUGUUUUCAUGUCAUACUAUGUCAUUGGGUUUGAUCCAAAUGUAGGCAGGUUCUUCAAGCAGUACCUCCUUUUGUUAGCAGUCAACCAGAUGGCAGCAUCACUCUUUCGAUUCGUUGGUGGGGCAGCAAGGAACAUGAUUGUUGCAAACGUCUUUGGAUCAUUCAUGCUGCUAAUUUUUAUGGUGUUGGGCGGAUUUAUUCUAGUAAGAGAUAAAGUGAAGAAGUGGUGGAUAUGGGGUUACUGGAUCUCUCCAUUGAUGUAUGCCCAGAAUGCCAUCUCAGUAAAUGAGAUGUUGGGGCACAGCUGGGACAAAAUUAUGAAUAGCUCUGUGUCAAAUGAGACCCUAGGUGUGCAAUCCCUGAAGUCCCGUGGAGUCUUCCCAGAAGCAAAGUGGUACUGGAUCGGCUUAGGUGCAUUGCUUGGAUUUGUAAUGCUCUUCAAUUGUCUCUUCACUCUUGCACUGGCAUACCUGAAGCCAUAUGGUGAGUCCCAUCCAUCAAUAUCUGAAGAGGAACUGAAGGAAAAGUAUGCAAACCUCAAGGGUAAUGCUCUGGCUGAAGAUAGCUUGGCACUGGGAAGUAGCCAUCGAGCAACAGUUGGCAUCACUGGAUCCGGUUCAGCAACUGCUGAAAAUCAUUCUUGCACUAGGGGUAUGGUCCUUCCAUUUGCCCCGCUUUCUCUCACUUUCAACAACAUCAAGUACUUUGUUGACAUGCCACAGGAAAUGAAGACACAUGGUGUAGUCGAGGACCGGUUAGAGCUCCUUAAAGGUGUCAGUGGAUCUUUCAGACCAGGAGUGUUGACUGCACUGAUGGGUGUCAGUGGUGCUGGCAAGACAACUCUAAUGGAUGUGUUGGCUGGGAGAAAGACCAGUGGUUACAUUGAAGGAAAUAUCAGAAUUUCAGGAUACCCAAAGAAACAAAAAACCUUUGCACGUGUGUCAGGAUAUUGUGAACAGAACGAUAUCCACUCGCCCCAGGUGACAGUCUAUGAGUCGCUACUUUUCUCAGCGUGGCUCCGCCUUCCUAAGGAUGUAGAUUCAAACACCAGAAAGAUGUUCAUUGAGGAGGUCAUGGAGCUUGUGGAGCUCAAGCCGUUGAGAAAUGCUUUGGUGGGGCUUCCUGGUGUGAAUGGUCUGUCAACUGAGCAGAGGAAAAGGUUGACCAUUGCUGUGGAGCUGGUUGCAAAUCCCUCAAUCAUUUUCAUGGAUGAGCCAACCUCUGGCCUUGACGCCCGGGCAGCUGCAAUUGUUAUGAGGACGGUGAGGAACACUGUCGAUACAGGUAGAACUGUGGUCUGCACGAUUCAUCAGCCUAGCAUCGACAUAUUUGAAGCAUUUGAUGAGCUUUUCCUUAUGAAGCGAGGAGGAGAAGAGAUCUAUGUUGGUCCACUAGGUCAUCGUUCUUCUGAGCUGAUUAAGUAUUUUGAGGGAAUUCAAGGAGUCAGGAAAAUUAAAGAUGGCUACAAUCCAGCAACAUGGAUGUUAGAAGUAACAACAGUCUCUCAAGAACAGACACUAGGUGUUGAUUUCAGUGACCUAUACAAGAAAUCUGAACUCUACCAGAGGAACAGGGCCUUGAUACAAGAGUUAAGCGAACCGCCAGCAGGUUCAAGCGACCUUCAUUUCCGUAACCAGUACUCACAAUCUUUCUUCAUGCAAUGCUUGGCUUGCCUGUGGAAGCAGAACCUCUCAUAUUGGAGGAACCCUGCUUACAAUGCCGUUAGGCUAUUUUUCACCACCAUCAUAGCCCUUAUCUUUGGCACCAUCUUCUGGGACCUUGGUGGUAAAAUGGGGCAACCACAAGAUUUGUCCAACGCCAUGGGGUCCAUGUAUGCUGCAGUGUUGUUCAUCGGCGUCUUGAAUGCUAUGUCUGUUCAGCCAGUGGUCUCUGUGGAGCGGACUGUGUUUUACCGCGAAAGAGCCGCCGGCAUGUACUCGGCUUUGCCAUAUGCAUUUGGACAGGUUACCAUUGAACUCCCAUACACUUUGGCCCAGGCCAGCGUCUAUGGGAUCAUAGUGUACUCAAUGAUCGGGUUCGAAUGGACGGCGGCAAAAUUCUUCUGGUACCUCUUCUUCAUGUACUUCACCUUCCUCUACUUCACAUUCUACGGCAUGAUGGCUGUCGGCCUGACGCCGAGCUACCAUGUGGCCUCGAUCGUCUCCUCGGCUUUCUAUGCCAUCUGGAACCUCUUCUCCGGAUUCAUCAUCCCGCGACCGAAAGUUCCAAUCUGGUGGAAAUGGUACUGCUGGGCGUGCCCUGUGGCGUGGACGCUGUACGGGCUGGUCGUGUCGCAGUUCGGCGACAUCACGACGGCGAUGGACAACGGCGUCCCCGUGAAUGUCUUCGUCGAGAAGUACUUCGGCUUCAAGCACAGCUGGCUGGGCGUGGUGGCCGCCGUGGUCGUGGCGUUCGCCGUGUUAUUCGCUUGCCUUUUCGGCUUCGCCAUCAUGAAGCUCAACUUCCAGAGGAGGUAGCGACGGUACAUGUACAUGCAACGUCUUGCAAGUAGAAUUGCAUCCAUUGGUUUGCAAAUACAUAGUGAUUUGUGCAUAUUCAGUGCAGCAUACCAAAUGUUUGACUUCGCUAGUGAUACUGUAAAGCUAAA